This is a messenger RNA of Desarmillaria tabescens, 1271 nucleotides long. RefSeq lists its product as uncharacterized. Bases 324 to 1271 code for a protein of 315 amino acids. The record is from RefSeq and is a predicted model, not a curated record. Lineage: Eukaryota; Fungi; Basidiomycota; Agaricomycetes; Agaricales; Physalacriaceae. The transcript is spliced from 3 exons.
GCUUGGACGUGGAUGUUCUUCGUACUUAUCCACACAGCCUUAGUUUUGUCUUCGAGUCGUAUCUUGAAAUGUUCUAUGCUUAACUCUCAGAAUCUCCUUCUUGACUGUCCUUGUCGUACUUAAAAAUUGAACUGAUCAGUGAUGUCUUGCACCAGCAAAAUUUAUGGCAACCUCAUUUCUCCCGCUACAUCUUAGACCGACGUUCCCGCCUGGACCGUAUUUGGUUACCGCACUCGAAGAUUCCCUUGUAGCUUGGCAGGUCUUGACGAAGAUUACUCUUGGCUGAGAAAUAUCCACCAUCUUGUGCUCGGUACUGUUUCAAUAUGACGAUCUUGAGAUUCACUUGUUGGUCAAGACAACGACUUAGGUCGCAGGGAAUUUCUGGUAAUCGAAAAGAUAUAAAAGGUCUCCAAAAUCGCCAGCAUUCUCCAGACAACUCAACCUCGUCUAUCUACUUCAGCUCAUUCAUCACGAUGCGUCUCUCAAUCGCUGCUCUUAUCCCUCUCGCCGCUCUCGCGGUCCCCGCCCUCUCUGCCUCCGUUCAGGCCAGGGAUGACAGUGUCGGUUACAACGGCUACAACGACGGUGGCAGUGGCAGGAACUACGGCAAGGACUAUGGUCACAAUGAUGGUGGCAGCAAGGACUGGGGCAAGAAGGACGAUGACAAGAAAGACGACCGCAAGGACGACCGCAAGAAUGAUGGUGGCAGCAAGGACUUUGGCAGGAAGGAUGACGACAAGGACGACCGCAAGAAUGAUGGCGGCAGCAAGGACUUCGGCAAAGACAAAGACGACAAGGACCACAAGCGCAAGGGCUGCACCUGGGAGCCUGUGUUUGAGCACAAGAAGGACUUCAGGGGAUGGAACAAGGGCAAGUACACCCCCUACGACCACAAGGAUGUCAAGAAGGACUCCUACGAGAUUGACUGCAAGAACCUUUGCGAGAAGGACGACAAGUGCAACUCUUGCCAGGCCUAUUCGAAAGAGGAGAACGAGGAGAAGUUCAUUUGCGAGCUCUUCGAGGAGAUCAUCGACAUCUUGACUUGGGAGGAUGACUGUGAUGAUGACAAGGACCGCAAGGACGACCGCAAGAAUGAUGGUGGCAGCAAGGACUUCGGCAAGGACGGAAAGAAAGAUGACCGCAAGGACGACCGCAAGAAUGAUGGCGGUAGCAGGGACUUCGGCAAGGACGGAAAGAAAGAUGACAAGGACCGCAAGGAUGACCACAAGUAUUACGAUACUUCUUGCUGGAACGCCCACUACAGUUACUAA